Molecule: messenger RNA, 707 nt
Organism: Bipolaris maydis ATCC 48331
Lineage: Eukaryota; Fungi; Ascomycota; Dothideomycetes; Pleosporales; Pleosporaceae
Source: RefSeq, a predicted model, not a curated record
ACAAAACAUCAUCUACUCAAACACCUCAGCUCAUCUCAACACUCUAUUGCCAAACCAACUCCCAAACUCUAACUUUCAAAAUGCAAUUCACAACCAUCACCACCAUCCUCGCCACUGCCCUCGCCGUGAGCGCCACCCCCCUCCAGCAGGACGUCACCAAGCGCCAGGAAGGCGGCGUACCUCGCGUCUACGCCCGCUUCUACAAUGACGGCGGCUGCGGUCCUUCUCCCUGGGCCGAAGACACCGUCUUCAUCCAAUCCGAGACGGUCGGGCUGGCCGGAUGCCAGAACCUGGGUGUUGGGCCAUUUGCCAGCACCUUUUUUGAUAACAACAACUUUAGCAGGACUGUUCGAUUCUUCAACCUUCCUUGCUCUCAGCUUACUUCUACGACGAGUGGCAACUUUAUUGAUAUUCAACCUGGUCAGCAGCCUGGAUGCCAGAACUUGGCUAUUCGAUCUUGGAUUACUUUGUAAAGCGGCUCGCAUCUUUGUUUCUUAGACGCUGAGUGCUCGGAGGGAAGGGAGGAAGCUGGGCGAGGAUGAGAGCGUGGGGAGGUAAGAGAAGUUGGAAAGUGGAUGAUUGAUGGUGGCAGAGUCGGGUCCAACACUCCGGCUAGUCUCACCAUGGGUUUUAUACUUUCAUUGUUUCGCAGUCACUCAUUAGGAUAAUAAUAGAGAUUUUGGGGACGCCCCCUCUUUUUUCUAAAA